AAACAACGCAGGCUCCAUCAACCCCUAUAAAAGACACACCAGGCUGCCGCUGAGGCGACGUUAGACCCUCUUUCAAACCAAGAAGGACAACAUUUCCAGCUCCUCAAACUUCCUCUCUCCUCCUCUUCCUCAUGUGUAGAGCUGCAGUUCUCACACUCGGCCUGUUGGUGGCGCUGCUGUAUGGAGGCGCUCAGGCCACAGACGGGCUCCCGAUGUACGGAGUGAAGCUGUGCGGCAGAGAGUUCAUCCGGGCGGUCAUCUUCACCUGUGGAGGCUCGCGGUGGAGGAGGUCUCUGGAUGUCUCAGGUGACCUGUCCAGUGACCCGCUCUCCACUCACGACGACGAGGCGUCUGACAGCUGGGCCGCCGACCCCAUCCUCCUCCCGGGACUGUCCCACAGACCCCGUCCCGACGCAGAGGGCCUGGCCUGGGCCGGACAGGGUCAGGAGAGCCCCGUGUUCAGCCGUCCCGCACGCUCGCUCAUCUCAGAGGGCGUGCUGGAGGCCUUGCGCACCUCAGACCGGAAGGGCCGGGACGUGGUGGUCGGGCUGUCCAACGCCUGCUGUAAAUGGGGCUGCAGUAAGAGCGAGAUCAGCUCGUUAUGUUAAAGAACUGCACGAUCCCAUUCCUACACCCCUUCCACUUCCAUCCCAGCCUUCCCAAAUGUGAAAAAUGAAGAGGUUGUUCCGAUGAAAAUAUUCGUGUCAUAUGUGUACUGUAGCAGAUUUUAGCCAAAGUGAAGCCCGUUACCGUGUUCAUAAUCAUCUCUUCAUCUCUAUCUUUGUAUGUUCUUGUGUGGUCUUUGAUUUAAUAACAGCAAACUGGAAUAAAGUUUUGAUUGCGAUAGAGUUCAUUGUAAUUUGGUUUAUAUCGAAUCAUUCAAUAUAAAGUUUAUAGAGUGCACACUUCAAUUAUAUGCAGUACAAUAAAAAAAUAUCUAUGGAAUUACUAAGAUAUAGCUUAGCCUAAAGCAUUUAUUUUAUUUUUAUUUAUCCCUUUAUUUUUCCAGGAAGGUCCCAUUGAGAUUAAAAUAAAUUACCAUAUUAACAUGUA
Messenger RNA from Rhinichthys klamathensis goyatoka, 1053 nucleotides. RefSeq names its product relaxin 3b (gene rln3b). Gene Ontology annotation, cellular component: extracellular region. Lineage: Eukaryota; Metazoa; Chordata; Actinopteri; Cypriniformes; Leuciscidae. The transcript has 2 exons. The record is from RefSeq and is a predicted model, not a curated record. Bases 132 to 608 code for a protein of 158 amino acids. Gene Ontology annotation, molecular function: hormone activity.